AAAUUGGGUGGUGCUGCGGGGGGGGUGGUGAGUGUUGGGCUUAAGCCAGCCUUGCCAGUAACGCCGGGGACCAGAAACCGGGGAUGGGCAGUUGUGUCACUCUGUCAAGAUGCCUGUUGUGGGCCCCACUCCACAUUAACAGCGUGGCCCACUGUUCACUGAGGGCUAAAAGGUUGGACAGUGAGACACUGGGCCAAGGAAGAUAGGUCACGACGGCACUCAACUGCCAUGGGAUGCAGGGAUGGGAAGGAGUGGCAUUGCUAGGGACAUAGCUGGUUUGGAAAGAAAAAUGGGGGCCCUGGGCAGUUGCCUGGAAGCUAGGGGCAGGGUCUAUGGGCGGGGCUCCUGGAAAUAAAGACUCUAAGGGGGCGGUGCAGCGAGGGGAGGGGCGGAAGUGACGUCGUGUGGGGCGGGUCCGGCCGGGCACAAUGGGCCAUGGAGUUCCCGUUCGAUGUGGACGCGUUAUUCCCGGAGCGGAUCACGGUGCUGGACCAGCACCUGAGGCCCCCAGCCCGCCGACCCGGAACCACAACGCCGGCCCGUGUUGAUCUGCAGCAGCAAAUUAUGACCAUUUUAGAUGAACUGGGCAAGGCUUCUGCCAAGGCCCAGAAUCUUUCCGCUCCCAUCACUAGUGCAUCAAGGAUGCAGAGUAACCGCCAUGUUGUUUAUAUUCUCAAAGACAGUUCGGCGCGACCGGCUGGCAAAGGAGCCAUUAUUGGUUUCAUCAAAGUUGGAUACAAGAAGCUCUUUGUAUUGGAUGAUCGUGAGGCUCAUAAUGAGGUAGAACCACUUUGCAUCCUGGACUUCUACAUCCAUGAGUCUGUGCAACGCCAUGGCCAUGGGCGAGAACUCUUCCAGUAUAUGUUGCAGAAGGAGCGAGUGGAACCACACCAAUUGGCCAUUGACCGACCCUCACCGAAGCUGCUGAAAUUCCUGAAUAAGCACUACAAUCUGGAGACCACGGUCCCACAGGUGAACAACUUUGUGAUCUUUGAAGGCUUCUUUGCCCAUCAACAUCCUCCAGCAAGGAAGCUGCCACCCAAGAGAGCAGAGGGAGACAUCAAGCCAUACUCCUCUAGUGACCGAGAAUUUCUGAAGGUGGCUGUGGAGCCUCCUUGGCCCCUAAACAGGGCCCCUCGCCGUGCCACACCUCCAGCCCACCCGCCCCCCCGCUCCAGCAGCCUGGGAAACUCACCAGAACGAGGUCCCCUCCGCCCCUUUGUGCCAGAGCAGGAGCUGCUGCGUUCCUUGCGCCUCUGCCCCCCACACCCUACUGCCCGCCUUCUGCUGGCUGCUGACCCUGGGGGUAGCCCAGCCCAACGUCGUCGCACCAGCUCCCUUCCCCGCUCUGAGGAGAGUCGAUACUGACAGACAGCUACCCUCUCCCCUCCCUGGGAGACCUGGGGUGGGCAGAGACACCCUCCCUGAGAACCCCAGACCCAUUCUUCCAUUGCAUCCUGUAGGACCCAGUGGAACCUGACAGAGCCCCUAAGAUUCCCUCUUUGACUUUCUUAGACAUUAGGGUUGUCAGGGACUCAAAUGGCCUAACACUUUCUAGCUUUUCUUACCACAAAAUCACCCCUUAUCUCCUAACUUGGGCUCUAAAUACCUUACCCACAGACAGCCUGAUCUGUUGCCAGACCCCUUGGUUGGGUGGCUCAUACAUUUAGAGAAGCACAUUCUUGGUUGCUGUCAAACCCUAGAACACCAUGGAAGGUCUAGGCGUCCUCUCCCAGGGAAACUUUAAGGAGUCUUAUCCAUGGGAUAAACCCCAUAUUGCCUCUAGUGUCUACUGGUGGCUCUAAUACUUGCCCUUUGAGCCUGAGAACGGCUGCCAGUGAGCAAGCUCUGCUUCAGAGCAGUCUAGUUAGGUAGGACAGGGACUUACCAGCUCCCCAAAGGGAUCUACUCAACAUUGCCAAACUCUUCAUUUCCACAUUUUGUGUAGGUGUCAGGGAACCCCAAACUGAUGUUGCUUUGGGGUUUCUAAAGGAGACUGGCUGACACCACCUUUUCCCCUAGAUCCAUUCUCUGAGGGAGCGUGUUGCUUGGGAAUAGAUCCAGAGUCUCAAGGAUCUGUUAGAUCCUGGAAUCCCCUCUUGCAUCCAUCCCUCCCUGGUAGCUAGAUGCUGAUAUAGUCCCAUCUUGUGAGAUUGUCGAGAUCAGAUAGGGGACCAUUCUUCCUCUGUCCUUCCUCUCUCGUUUACUCCAUAGCAAGGACGACCUUCCCUGCUCCAUGCCCAAGAUAUAGCUAGAUCCUUUCCCCCUCCCUACCCUCUGAAUGUAUGCUAGAUCAGGUGCCCCACUGUGUUUCCUGAAAUCCUUGGGAGCCGGAUCUCCUCCUCUCCCCUACUCACUCUUCCCUUUUCUUCUCCCUCUCAGUGUUGUCUCAAUAAAAUAUGAAUUCUUCUGUGUUUUCUAAAUUGACAUUUUCAAUGAAAAAAAAGAAUCACACACAAAAAAAGCUUGUCAGCCUCAUUUGUGCGUCACCCUUUAUUUUCCUGGGAUCUCAGGGCCUCCCUCUCAUUUCUUCAUUUCUGAGAUCUACGUAUCUUUUACCCAGGAGCCUCAAAGCUCCUGUAUCUGAUGUCUGCCUAUCCCCAUCUUCACUGUUAGUCCUUCUUCAGAUUCUGUCUCCUCUCAUGUAGGUCCUGAAUCCUUGUGCGUGAGCUCCUGCUACUCCCUCGUUCCUUCCAGGAACUUCCAGUUCUCCCCAGUGACUUCUACCCUUUACUCUGGGCCAGCCGUUGCUGAGAUGUCAAGGCUUGCCAUCACCUCUGUAUCCACUAAUUACCUCCUGCCUCCUGUAUUCCUCUUCCCAUUCUGAUUACCUGAUGUCUGCUCCACUAAACCCCUGGAUCUCUCUUAAGACAAACCCUUACUUCUGUGGAGAGUCUAACACAAUCUGUCACCCUAUUUACAGAGGCCCCCUUCCUUUUCCUCCGAAAUUCAAAAUUCAGCCUUGUCACUUCCUGUUUCCCUUUGGUCUAACGAAUCUUUUUGUUUUUGCUUUUUUUGUUUGUUUGUUUUUGAGACAGAGUCUCACUCACUCUGUCGCCAAGAUGGAGUGCAGUGGCACGAUCUUGGCUUACUGCAACCUCUGCCUCCCCAGUUCAAGAAAUCCUCCUGCCUCAGCCUCCGAGUAGCUGGGAUUACAGGAGUGUACAACUGCACCCAGCUAAUUUUUGUAUUUUUAGUAAAGAGGGGGUUUCACCCUGUUGGCCAGGCUCGAUCUCCUAAUUUUGGGAUCUGCCCACCUCAGCCUCCCAAAGUGCUGGGAUUACAGGCAUGAGCCACCACACCUGGCCUGGUCUAAGGAAUCUUAUACUUAAGGUAACCCUGUUUUCCAAACCAAACACCAGAGUACCUGAUCCAAGAAAUUUUUGACUACAUGUGAGUCUGUUCUUAUGACAUGAUUUGGAUCACAUCUAGCCAUAGAUUUAACACAUUACCUCAACUAGAAAGAACAGAGCAAUAAAUCAGAGGUGCUUCCGAAAAUCUUGGGUAUAAAAUGAACUCCCACCACCCUUUUCUGGGGCACAGCUUUGAUUAAAACCCCUUAGGAAUGAUAAUUACCACCUUCUUUUUGUUCCUAUGCUGUUCCUUUUACUCCUCUCCUCUGAUUCCUCCAUACCCACCCAUCUUUCAUCCAGUCUCCUCCCCAUCAUCUCCCAUUUCUUCUACAGGGGGACUCCCCCAGGGCUGGUAGCCCAAAGUUGCUGCUACAGCCGCCAUGGGGGGGUGACUUCCUCAUCCCCCAAUACAGGUAAGUAUUAACUUCUCCUUACUGUCAAAUCGAGUAGGCCACAUUCACUAUCUACUCCUGCCUUCCCAUUCAUAUGCCUGAUAUUUCCACAGGCAACCAAGACUCCAAGCAGGGAGAACAGGAAACAAAGAAUAGGUGAGGUCUAAACCCCUCCCCUAACAGCCUCCCACCACCGUCUGACUCCCUUCCUAACAUCACUCUCAACCACUUCCUACUCCAAAAUCUUAACAGUAUGAAAACACCAGCUCCUCCCACAAUUUCUUCUACCUUACAUCCUCCAAGCUCCUUUCCCUACAAGUUCAACUCUGUACUUCCCUUUGGAAUAAAGGUUCUCUGAGAGAUUUUGAAUUUGGACAUACCACUAAUGGUUCCAGCAUCAUACCCAUCAUGUGUCCUACAUUAAAACCUGGCCCGAGACCUUGAAGAGUCUGUAAUCUUAAUUUCCUCUUUAGUAGUCCUAUAGCUCACUCUCCAUCUCCGCACCUACCAGGUCUGCCAGUGAGGAGCAGGCCUUGUCGCAGGAUGGGUCUGCGGAGAAGCCUGUGCACACAGCUCCUCCACAGGCCCAGGCCCCAGCCCCACCAGCCCAGUCCUGGACAAUGGGUGGGGACAUAUUCAACGCCAGAUUCAUUCGAAACCUACAGGAACGACGCAGCACCAGGCCUUGGUGACCGCAGUCCCGUGUCACAUCUUCACAGUAUUAUUUCUCCCUCACUGCAGGAAAGAGCCAAAGCCCAACCCUCAUAAUAGAUGGAUUCAUUCAUUCAUUCAUUCAUUCAUUCAUUCAUUCAUUCAGCGGGCUUAUCAGCUUCAAGUCAUUUGUAUCUUUCUUUUAACCAGAGCAAUAAAAGUAUUUAUUUUUAUCACAA
Callithrix jacchus (white-tufted-ear marmoset) is the source of this 4635-nucleotide messenger RNA. RefSeq names its product alpha tubulin acetyltransferase 1 (gene ATAT1). The record is from RefSeq and is a predicted model, not a curated record. Gene Ontology annotation, cellular component: microtubule. Lineage: Eukaryota; Metazoa; Chordata; Mammalia; Primates; Cebidae. Gene Ontology annotation, biological process: alpha-tubulin acetylation. Gene Ontology annotation, molecular function: tubulin N-acetyltransferase activity.